Molecule: messenger RNA, 3525 nt
Organism: Neoarius graeffei (lesser salmon catfish)
Lineage: Eukaryota; Metazoa; Chordata; Actinopteri; Siluriformes; Ariidae
Gene: egf
Product: epidermal growth factor
Exons: 24
Coding region: 1-3525 (1174 amino acids)
Molecular function (GO): calcium ion binding
Source: RefSeq, a predicted model, not a curated record
AUGGUUUUGGGGAGAUUAGCGGCCAUUUUGUACCUGAUUUUCUGGGUGGAGAAUGGCUGCGCAGAUGCAUCCACGCCAUGCUGGACAGCAGGAAACUGGAGCUGUAUGGAUCCCGAGCCGUAUCUGCUCGUUGGCCUCAGAAACAUCAUUCUCCGGAUCAACCUGGAUGGUGGGGAUCAAAAAUGGCUCUCAUCUGGUGUGGGAAAUGCCAUCCUGAUGGACUUCCACUCCAGGGAAGGAAGAGUGUAUUGGGUCGACACACACACAGGUGUCCUGAGUCGGGUCAACUUGGAUGGGACACACACUCAGAAACUUCUGUCACUGGAGAAAGGAAUCUCAGGCCUGGCUGUGGACUGGAGAGAAAACUCAGUGUACUGGAGCAGCAGGAAAACAGGGACGAUCCGGAGAGCAGAUACAGACGGACACAACGUGAAAACCAUCCUGAGAGACCUGACUCAGCCAAGCAGCGUGGCUAUCGAUCCAAAUGCAGGAUAUGUGUUCUGGUUGUCGGCCGGCGUGAUGUCCAGGAUCCAGCGCUCGGAUCUGACUGGAGCUCUGAUCACCACGGUGAUGAAAAUCCCAAACAGAUUGUUGUGUUUGGCCGUUGAUGCCGUGGACAGGAAGCUGUUCUGGAUUCAGCACAGUGUGAACGAACUCAGCGCUCUCGGAUCCUGUGAUUAUAACGGCAACGCCAUUGACAUCAUCAACCAGAGACUGAGAACGAAGUCCCCAAAGAUGGCGCUUUUCUUGAAUUAUGUGUUCAUGACGGACUCUGGAUCACGGAGUGUAAUGAGAGUCAGCAGGCGCACGGGAGAACCUCCUGAGAAACUGAACCCCAAAAAGAUGCCGAGUGUUCUUGUGGACCUUAAAGUGAUCCAUCCGCUGAAUCAGCCAGUGGAGGAACCCGAGGCAAGUGCUCAGUGUGUGUGUGUGUGUGUGUGUGUGACAGACGAAUGUGUGAAUGUAUGUUCCAUCUCUAGUGGUCAAUGUAAGUGCAAAUCCGGUUUCACGCUCAGCAAACACGGCGACUCCUGUGAAGAUAUAAACGAGUGUGCAUUAUGGAAUCACGGCUGCUCUCUGGGGUGUGACAAUGUUCCGGGUUCUUAUUUCUGCACCUGCCCUGAAGGAUACGUUCUUCUGCCUGACCACAGAACAUGCAGAGAAAUAAAGCCAUGUGUGGAGAAUGGUACACUGUGUGAACACGCCUGCACACACACACUAGAGGGUGACGUGUGUGUGUGUCCAGUUGGAUCCUCUUUAGGACCUGAUCAACGUUCCUGCACAGGGUGUGUGUCUGUGGAUCGAGGAGGCUGUAGUCAGGUGUGUGUGACGUUGUCACCCGGGAGGUGGGAGUGUGAGUGCCAACCUGGAUACCAACUACAGCCAGAUGGCAAACAAUGCAAAGCCCCAGGUCCUCCAGCGUUGUUGCUCUUUGCUAACGUGGUGGACGUGAGGAGUGCAAAUGUGGAUGGAUCAGAGAGCAGGAGUCUGAUGAAUGAAUCUAAACGCUCCAUCAUGGCUGUGGAUUACGACCCUGUGCAAAACAGAGUGUAUUUUGCCGAUACUGAGCGUAGACAGAUUGAGAGCAUGUCUGUAGAUGGAGGUGAGACAGAAGUGCUGAUGUCUGAUCUCGUCUCACCCGAGGGAAUCGCUGUGGACUGGAUCAACCGCAAACUCUACUGGACAGACAGAGGGUUGUCCUCAGUGUCUCGUAGACGACUGAACGAUGGUCUGGACAGCACGGUGCUGAUUCACGAUAAGCUGCUGCAGCCAAGAGACUUAGCAGUUCACCCUCAAACUCAGAUGGUAUUCUGGACAGAUGUGGGUUUCCCUGUGGCAGUGUGGAGGGCGGGUCUGGAUGGAGAGGAGCGCACGGUGCUGAUCGGUUCAGGACUCGUCUCUCCCUGCGGCGUCACUGUGGAUCACAGCACACACACACUGUACUGGAGCGACAUCGGAGCUGGACGCAUCGAGUCAGCGGGACUGGACGGCUCACACCGACACACACUCACACGCGAGCAAGUAGGUCGUCCAUUUGAUGUAGCAGUGUUUGAAGACACUCUGUGGUUCACUAACUGGGAAGAUAAUCACAUUUAUCAUCUGGAUAAAAGAACAGGAAGUGAUGUCGAACAACUCAUUGUGGACUCUGUGCAACCAGCUUCACUUAUUAUAGUACAUCCUCUCAUUAAACCAGGGGCGGACCUUUGUCUCCAUGGAAAUGGGGGAUGUUCCCAGCUGUGUGAAAGCAGACUCGGAUUGGCUCAUUGCUCCUGCCAUUCACUGCACGUCCUAUCAUCUGAUGGCAAAACCUGUCUUCCUGCAGAUACCUCAUCCAUGUCUUCAUCCUCUUCCUCUUCUUCUACAGGAUCAGGUGAUGAUGAAUGGAGUGACCGAUUGAAGAAUAAAUCCCUCAACAAUGAAAGAUCUCCUCUUUCUCUGUCCUCUGAACGAGAACCCUUCAUCGACAAGAUGGUGUCAGAUCAGGAUGAGUGUUUCUCUCUGAGCUGUGAUGUGAACGCACAGUGUGUGCUGGACGAUGGAGGUUCAGUGUGUCGCUGUCUGAGCGGCUUCACCGGAGAUGGACAGCUCUGUAUGGAUAUUGAUGAGUGUGUGACAGGUUUGGCGGAGUGUACCAGUCCUCAAUCGGAGUGUGUAAAUACACCAGGUGGAUAUUUUUGUCAGUGUGGAGUAGGGUUUAACAGAGAUGGACACCACUGCACCGAUGUAGACGAAUGCAGUUUGCAGCUGCACAGCUGUGAUGGGAACGCCGUGUGUGUGAACACUCCGGGUGGAUAUGAGUGCAGGUGUAGAUUUGGACCCACAGGGCCGGGAUUCAGCUGCAGCGGUAAACUCUCUGGCGCCCCCUCCAGGCCAAGCUCAGCAACUCCGCUUGACCUGAUGACCCCGUGGCAGCUUGGGGACAUGGUGGAGAUCUGUCCGUCCACACACGACUCCUACUGUCUCCACAAUGCUGUGUGCUUCUACUUUCCCAAGAUGGAGACUUACGCCUGCAACUGUGCUCCAGGUUAUAUAGGGGAGCGAUGUCAGUACAGUGAUUUGGAAUGGUGGGAUCUGCAGCAGGUCGAACAGGAGAAGAGGAGAAACACCGCCAUCGCUGUGGUUGUCACUUUACUCCUCCUGCUGCUGUCGAUCACAGCCACCAUCACCUACUGCUACAGGUGUGGGAGGUGUUCAGGAAGGCGAGCUGCAGUGGACGUGGUCAGUGAGACAAGUGUGUGUGAGGAGGAGAGCGUCACUGAAGCCCCGCCCAUCAGCCCACAGGUCUAUGUGCUGCUGGACCAUGGAGUGUAUAAUGAUGGAAAGCUGCUCCACGUGGUUGCUUCUCAGAAUAGAAGAGUGUGUCCAUGCUACUUCUCAGAAACAGGUGAGAGUGUGGUCUCUGAUGAUGCUGCGACUCAGAAAAUACUUGUGGAUUUCGCAGGCAGUGACAAACCCGAGUCGUGUAUGAAGUGCAACGUUAAUCUGAUCUCACUGGCUGAUUCAAACACACCAUCACUGAUCUGA